UUUUAUCUUUAUCAGUGUCAUCAAAGCCCGUGCAAUGGCAGCCGCUGUGUAUGAAGCUUGAAGAGAUGUGCCUGGAUUUCCCAGUUAGAGCCGCAGAUCCAUUACCAGUUCCAGUCCCACAUCAGCCUUCAGUGACGUCAACCAAAACAAACCAAUAGCUGGUGAUGGAACAAAUCUAAAGAUCUGACGUCGGCGGCAAGUCUAAUAAAGACAGAUACGGGCGCAGAUUAACUAAAUAUGUAGCUACAAUCAAGCUGAUGGGAGCUGCUCUGAGCCUGUGUUGUGUUUUCUGCAGCUGCCUCCAACACGAAUUCAUGAUUGCUAUAUUCUGCAAUGGCAGCGUCCGACCAAAACAGCGGCUCAUCCGUCUCUGCCCUCAGCAGCGAGCCUGAUAUAAUCGAAAGUUAUGAAGAAGAAGUACCAACCGCCAGCCAUGCCCUUGCCGAAGAAAGCAUCCAGGCUGAUGCCGAGCACAAGGGCGCCAGCCAAACCGAGCACGAUGAGAUCGAGGUGAGGAAUAUCGGAUGGAACAAGGAGCUGCACCAUGUUCCGCAGCCGGUGGUUGGCGGGCUGAGAAACGAAGAGCUGUGGGUUUUGAUACGACGCUUCAACAAGCAGAUUUUCGAUGUCAGGAGCAUCGAGACGGCGCCGCUGGCCGAUCUGGACAUGAACAUUGCGGAGGACGAGGUGUUUUCUCCGGAGAAGCUGCGCGCGCAACUGGAACGUCUCUACAUGACCGUCAUCGUGUCUGUGAUUUGUCUGUGGAAGCACAUUGUGCGCCUUCGGUCGUGGCGAGAAACAAAGAGAACGGCAGUCUUCCUGGCCGUGUAUAGCAUUGCGUGGCUGUUUGACCUGCUUAUUCCCGUCGGAGUCGUUUUCCUCAUGGCCUUGAUUGCCUAUCCACCGGCGCGAACCAUCUGCUUUCCUCCUGUGCCGCCAUCAAUUGUCGACUCCAAAACAGGAGGCGUGCAGAAGCCGCCGUCAGGAGUCCUCGCAUCGGACAACUCCAUCACCGGCGCUCCUGAAAAGCACCAAGGCGAAGGCGUCGAACAGGAGGCGCAUAGCUUUGUCAACAGCAUCGCAUCGGUAGUCAUCAGCACGAGUGCAGGAAAGCACCCGCAAGGCGACCCCCACGACGACAAUACGGCUCCAGACCCCACAAACAUCGCAGCAGACAUAUCAAAUGCCAAGGACGCUGCAGAUGGGAAAGAGACCAAUACGGAACAGGACAGGACAAAGACGCCUGUUUCCAACAUUGUCUGGACCAGAACGGGGCCCAUCAUGCACAUGAUUUCGGAAGUUGUUGAUACCUGGGAGCGGUUUGGCAAUGCCCUCAGUCCAACGCCUCCAUUCCCGGUUGAGCAGCCGAGAAUGGCCUUGGCGGCGUGUCUUUUGCCUCCGUUGCUGCUGUCCUUCUUUGUAUCCUCGUAUAUGUUGCUCAAAGGCAUCGCAUUUGGUGUUGGGUUUCUCUUCUUUGGCGACCCCGUCAUUACACCAGCGCUACAGUAUGUCAAUCGCAGAUAUCCACGAUGGCAGAAAUUCAUCGAGCUGCGAAAUACGGUUCUACGAGGCAUACCAACCAACGCGCAGCUUGCCGUUACCCUGCUACGUAUCGGGGAGAGGAACAAGGUGCCAAUCCCUCCGCCACCGUCUUCUGAUGCGCCACCUCCAGUCAAGAUUGAUCCAGAAGCUGCGGAACAGGUCGAUUAUCUAGGUGUCACUGAUGAAGAAGCGAGAGAAGCGCUACAUCCCGACUUGGAUCACGCGAAAGACGUCAAAGACGACAGUCAACAGCGAAAGCCCAAACGUUCGCAUCGUAUUGUCAACUUUCUGAAAGGCACCGCAAAGGGAGGCGUUGAAACGGCCCUCACCGCCGACAAAGCCAAAGCCGCUGUUGGCGCUGCUCACGCACGAAAUCGAUUGGGCGUCGUGAACAAACGACCAGUUGACGACCUUCCAUCCGGCCCAGUCUGUUUCCCCGCUCGAUGUGGCGGCAAAAAGGGCCAUGCAUAUAUCACAGCAACCGCUACGAGCCCUGCGCUAAGUUGGACUUCCAAGAUUGAGGACGUCAACCCGGCGUGGACAGUUGCCAUUGAAGAUAUCAGCCAGCUGAAGAAGGUUGGAGGCUUGGGAUGGAAGAGCAAGAUUGUUGUCGGGUGGGCGACACAGAGAGAAGUUGUGGAUGGACUGGUUGUGAGAACAAAGGACGGAAAGGAAUAUCACUUGACAGCGGUCAUGGUUCGCGACGAGCUGUUCAACCGGCUGAUUGCUAUGGGCCAUCAGAUGUGGGAGGCGUGUUGAUGCUGCUUUGGAUAGAGUUGAUGUUGUGACAGCUAGAUGGGGGGCAAAAAGAUGGACGAUUUAUUAAACAUUAGCUUUCAUUAUAUAUUUGCUAUAUAUUCCUCGGUAUUCACCUCAAGUAUGUAAACUAGAUAGUAGCGUUGGGUAAAUACUACAUGAAGUUUUCUGUAUAUGAG
This is a messenger RNA of Trichoderma asperellum CBS 433.97, 2477 nucleotides long. The record is from RefSeq and is a predicted model, not a curated record. Lineage: Eukaryota; Fungi; Ascomycota; Sordariomycetes; Hypocreales; Hypocreaceae.